CCUAAUACUCCAGAAAAUUCGUAAUACCAUUUACUUUUGUUUUACUACGUAAUAAAAGCAUUUAUGCGAAGAAAUCAAACAACGGUGAAAGCGCGCUGAAAAAGAGAAUAGUCAAGAGAUAGUUGAGUUGGCGUUGAAAUGCCUAUCUUUAUAUCUUCAAAACAGUUGCCUACGACUUUCGGUCAAAUAUUGUAAAUAUUAUUUCCAGCAAACAAAAAAGAUGUCUGACUGCGUAUUGUGUAAAUCAAGUAAAAAAGAUGAGCUGCUAUACGGAAAAUUUGUUGCUACAUCAAGUGGCAUCAGCGCUCAUACCUUUUGUCUGUACUUUGCCUCAAAUUUGGCACAGAAUGGUCGCGACCAUCAAGGACUUUAUGGUUUUCUGCAGCGUGAUAUACGGAAUGAAGUUUGUCGGAUACGCCAAUUGACGUGCUGUUAUUGCAAGAAGCGUUCGGCCGGUAUAGGUUGCUGCAAGGAAAAAUGCAAAAGUAGUUUUCAUUUUAUUUGUGGUUUGGAAAAUGGAGCGGAAAAUCAAUUUUGUGAGUCGUUUCGCUCCUAUUGUCAUAAACAUCGAACAAGCGUUAAUUGCAAGCCACCUACAUAUCGCGAAUCAUGCUGCAUCUGUUACAAUAGCUUGCGUAAGAAAAACGAAGUCUUUAACAGCUCACUGCACUUAAAAGCUCCGUGUUGUACGAAUGGUUGGUUUCAUAAACUGUGCCUUCAAAAAUUUGCCGCAACUUCCGGAUAUUUCUUCAAAUGUCCUUUAUGCAAUAAUACUAAAUUAUUUCGAGAAAAAUUGAAAUACCAAGGAAUUUUUAUUCCAGACCAAGAUGCUGCCUGGGAAAUUGAACCUAAUGCCUAUGCUGACCUUUUAGAAAGACCUAGUAAAUGCGUUGUUGUUGAAUGUAAAAGUAAGAUAGGACGACAAGGCAAUUCAAUCCGAAAUCCAUUAAUAUUUUGCAAUACCUGUGGCUCGAAAGCAAUACAUAAAUAUUGCCUUUUGAACGGUGGAGGGAAAGAAUUUCAGUGCAAUGAUUGUACGCCUAUAUUACAAACCUUGGACUCUUCUAAGAAAAUUAGUCCACAACAACAAGAUUCUGAUGGCAGUGAUUUCGAGAUCGAUAUUUGUGAAAUUAGUGACGAGAAAGACAAAUUAAAAGAAAAUAAUGAAACAACAGAAGACGUCCAAGCCACUACUUCACAAAAUAUAAUUUCACGCAGUAGUUUUCGGAAUUGUAAAGCAAACUACGCACUUCAGACUGCAAACGAUGAUGAAGAUUGCAAAGGAAAUAUUUAUAUAACAACAAAUUUGAAUGAUAAAAAUAAAUAUUUUGAAAAUACGCCUAAUGACGAGCAGUGUGAAAAUGCAUAUGCUACAACUCCGGAAAAAGAAAUUUUGCAAAAGAGCUUUCGAAAAUAUAAGAAGAAUAAAUUUUUAAGGGUCUCUAGUGAUGUUGAAUCAGACGAGUCUACAUCAAUAACAAGGAGGACAGUUCAAAAAUCUUCGCACAACCCCACUGAUUGCCAGAAAACCGGAAUUAAUUUAAACGGUGCCAAUGAAAUGACGCAGGCAAUCAAUGGUGAAAUACUGGGAAAUGUCUUUACAACAGCAACAAAUAUGAAUAGUAAAAAUAAAUAUUUUGAAAACACGCCUGAUGACAAGGUGUGUAAAAAUGCAUAUGUUACAAUUUCGGACGAGGAAAUUUUACAAAAAAGCUUUCGAAAAUAUAAGAAAAAUGAAUUUUUAAGGAUUUCUAGUGAUGUUGAAUCAGAAGCAGAAGAGUUUACGUCAAUAACAAAGAGGAAAUUUCAAAAAUCUUCCCACAACCCCACUGAUGGCCAGAAAACCGGAAUUAACUUAAAAGGAGCCAAUCAAAGGACGCAGGCAAUCAAUGGUGAAAUACUGGGAAAUGUCUUCACAACAGCAACAAAUUUGAAUAGUAAAAAUAAAUAUUUUGAAAACACGCCUGAUGAAAAGGUGUGUCAAAAUUCAUAUGUUACAACGUCGGACGAAGAAAUUGUGCAAAAGAGCUUUCGAAAAUAUAAGAAGAAUGAAUUUUUAAGAAUCUCUAGUGAUGUUGAAUUAGAACCAGAAGAGUCUACAUCAGUAACAAAGAGGACAUUUGAAAAAUCUUCGCACAACCCCACUAGUGGGCAAAGAAACGAAAACAUUCCUAUAAAUAAUUCGUGCCGUCCGCUAAGACUCAGAGCCAAAUCGGUAUUAAUCUCCAAACAAGAACAAAUGGAAAGAGAAAAGGGUAGACUGAAUCAAGAAAAAUUUUCAGCAUCUACAAUGCCUUUAUCAGAUAAUCAUCGCCGGACAACACAAAGGAACAAGAGAAGAUCAACCGAUCUAGACAAGACAGGAAACCAAAAUAAGAACAGUAUUGGACGAGAUUCAUGUUUCGAACGAUCCAUUGCACCUUGCAUAGCCAAUAGAACGAGGAAACAAUCACUAAACAUGGCUAAAUUUAAAAACGAAGGCUCGAAAGGAGAUGAACAACGGGGUUGGGCUUCAUCAUCUUCGUUAGACGUCUCUUGCAUAGCCAAAAGGACGCGGCUUAGUCUUCAAAAAUCAUCUAAAACUAAAAGCGUAAGUGUAUGUAACGUAGAGUAUUCCAACAAUAAAGACUCAGAAUCAUCAGAUGGGAUAAGUGAAGUUUAUGAUAUUGAAAGUGAAUAUGAGAUGGAAGCUGAAAGCAUUACCUCAACGGAUUCCUAUUCUAUAAGAAGUCCCAGGGACAUGCAAAAUUUGUCAUUUAUUGCUGCGCGUGUUAAAAACCGAAGGUCUUCUUCAAUCAAUACUUCCAAUGACAAUAACAAUAAUAAUAAAGGUUUGACAAAGCGUUUUAAAGAGGAUAGAUAUAGGCACGAAUCAUCCUUAUCGUCAACUUCAAAUAUAUUACAAACAAAAGGUUCGAACGGUAUUCAUAGCUUUAAACGCCAUUUGCGCCCUUAAUGCCAAGAAAGCCGCUCAAGGAUUGAAUUGAAUUAUACCCGUUGAUCGCUUUGCAUCUUGAUUGCAUCCGAUUACCAAUAGAAGAUAGAUUCGGUUUUGAACCCUUGGAGGGUUCGUGCAGAAAUCGUGGUAAUAAGAAAUUCUUAAAAGGCGAUUGUAUGAAUCAAUAAUUGUAAACCAAUUUUUAACAUAGGUUCGUAAACCAUUUUUUAACACAAUUUUGUAAACCACUACUGUUCUCUUUAAAAAUCACUCGUUCUGAAAUAAAAGAGAGGCGACGAAAAUCUGUAAAAAGAAUAACUCAGUAAAGUAAAGAUUGAAAGGUAAAAUAAAUCUAUUGUAUAGAUAGCUAUGUGUAUUUUUCCCAUUAACUUGACUUAGGUUUAUAAAGCUUUUGUUUUUUUUUUUUCUAAUUAAAAGGUCUAACGACUUAUCAAGAUUUAAGCUUAUUUCAACAAAAUCGAUAACAACCAGAAAAAACUAGUUUUAAUUGCUUUUUUAUAACAACAACAAAUUAAAAAGCUUUUUGCAAGGAAAGCGGAACACAAAGAAUGGAUAGAAAGAUUUGUAGAAUGUAUGUGUGAAAAAUACAAGAUAUGAAAUAUAUCUCUCAAAAUGUAGGGAAAAUUUUUCGUACAAUAAUUUGUCUACAAAAGUAGUAGCUUUUAUCUACGAAGUCACUUUAUUUCUUCUACAUUUUAUUUGUUGAUUGAGUGCCAAUUCUUUUCGGCUUUUGCGCUUUUUAAUAGAAAAGGGAGACAUUUUAGUAACGAGGUUUAUAUUAGAAAAGCAGUUAUCCGGAACUACAUAAGAGAUGUGCAGAAAAGUAAUUUUACUCCCAGAAAUAGAAUUUUAUUCUCAAGCAAAGCCAAAAAGCAUCUCCAUAAAUUUCACUCUAAGAAUCUCAGGCAAAAAAAAAACUGAACAUUCAAUCUAAAUUUUUUUAAGUUUAAGAUUUUUCCUUUUUUUAAAU
Molecule: messenger RNA, 3929 nt
Organism: Glossina fuscipes
Lineage: Eukaryota; Metazoa; Arthropoda; Insecta; Diptera; Glossinidae
Gene: Phf7
Product: probable serine/threonine-protein kinase DDB_G0282963
Exons: 4
Coding region: 221-2956 (911 amino acids)
Cellular component (GO): nucleus
Source: RefSeq, a predicted model, not a curated record